GGGGCCUCGGUAUUUUCCAAAUCUUGACUGCAUGACGAACUCCGGAUAAAUUGAGCUCCCAUUGGAGGCUUGGAGCUAAUCAUGUAGUGGAAACAAAACACGCACACACUCUCUCUCUCUCUCUCUCUGCCUUCAAAUUUAAUUCCCUGAAAAUUCCAAUGGGCGAGAAAAGCAAAAUUCUGAUCAUCGGAGGAACUGGGUACAUCGGGAAAUUCGUAGUGGAAGCCAGUGCCAAAUCCGGCCACCCAACCUUCGCUUUGGUUAGAGAAAUCACAAUGUCCGAUCCUGUUAAGGCCAAACUCAUUGAUAGCUUCAAAAACUCCGGCGUCACUUUGAUCCAUGGAGAUUUGAACAACCAUGAGAGUUUGGUGAAGGCCAUAAAGCAGGUAGAUGUGGUGAUAUCUACUACUGGCAAGACAUCCACUGAUGGAUCAUCGCCGUUGUUAGAUCAGUUCAAACUCAUCGCUGCCAUUAAAGAAGCUGGCAACAUUAAGAGGUUCUUCCCUUCAGAGUUUGGAAACGAUGUGGAUCGUGUCAAUGCGGUCGAGCCAGCCAAAACUGCAUAUGCAAUGAAAGCCCAACUCCGCAGAGCUAUUGAGGCUGAGGGAAUUCCCUACACCUUUGUGUCUUCAAACUAUUUUGCCGGCUAUAAUCUGCCUCACUUUGGACAGCCAGAACUUUCCGCUCCCCCCAGAGAGAAAGCAAUCAUACUUGGGGAUGGAAAUCCCAAAGCUGUAUUUGUUGCGGAGCAUGAUAUUGGUACCUACACCAUCAAAGCUUUGGAUGAUCCAAGAACAUUGAACAAGAUCCUUUACAUGAGGCCUCCUAAAAACAUGUACUCGCUCAAUGAACUCGUUUCCUUGUGGGAGAAGAAGAUUGGCAAGACCCUCGAGCGAAUCUAUGUCCCGGAGGAUCAAGUCCUGAAGCAAAUCCAAGAGUCCCCGAUUCCAAUCAAAAUUACUUUAGCAAUCUGCCACUCUGUAUAUGUGAUGGGAGACCAGACGAACUUUCAGAUCGAGCCCUCGUUUGGGGUUGAGGCUUCUGAGCUUUAUCCUGAUGUCAAAUACACCACUGUUGAUGAAUACCUUGAUCAGUUUGUUUGAGAGAUCCUAACACGAGAGUUUAUAUUCAAGGUGAAUGUUUGAUUCAAUAGCUUCUUAUAAGAAGAUUUGAGUUUGAUGAAAUGAAAAUACGAGGGAUUGUUAUACAUGUUUGUCUUUAUCUUGACAUAGUAACCUAAAGUGUUUGAGAAACUGGUUCAAUCUAAUUGAUGCCUAAAACUCAUUACUA
Rhododendron vialii is the source of this 1290-nucleotide messenger RNA. Its product is annotated as isoflavone reductase-like protein. Gene Ontology annotation, molecular function: oxidoreductase activity. Lineage: Eukaryota; Viridiplantae; Streptophyta; Magnoliopsida; Ericales; Ericaceae. The transcript has 5 exons. The coding region runs from base 159 to 1103 and encodes 314 amino acids. The record is from RefSeq and is a predicted model, not a curated record.